This is a messenger RNA of Cyclospora cayetanensis, 1719 nucleotides long. RefSeq lists its product as uncharacterized. NCBI's taxonomy places the organism in Eukaryota, Apicomplexa, Conoidasida, Eucoccidiorida, Eimeriidae. The record is from RefSeq and is a predicted model, not a curated record. Bases 1 to 1719 code for a protein of 572 amino acids. The transcript has 5 exons.
AUGCAAGGAUGCCUUUAUCGUGCCGUGUGUUGGUUCGCCCUUCUCCAGGGGUGCCUGCCCCUGCGCGGCUGGGUGGCUUCAGACCCUCCGGCUUCCAGUGAAUUUGCUUCUUUUUCCUUGCAGCGCAUGCAACAGCGCCCUUUACCUUUGAUUUUAGCGGCCGCUUGGACGUCAGAAGCCUCAUUCACUUGGCAGGAUCUCUUGGGCUCUUUGUGGUGCUCGAGGGCAUGCUGCCCUGCGACCUCUCCGAGGGGGGCCCCUGGGAAGACACCCGAGCCGGGGGGGCGCCCCUCGAAGACGUCGCAGCCCUUCGCGCAGCCUCAAGCCAGUGUCUACGGCAGCAAGUGCCGCCUUGGAUUUCGGUGGCAUGCCUCCUCAGCUACUGCUGUUGCUGCCGCGGCUAAAGAGCACCAGCACCUGGCUGUGCCCGCGACGCUGUGGGGGGAGCUUGAGGCCUUUGGACUGCCCAUCGUGGCUGUAGACUUUUCAGAGACCCCCCGAGGCGCAACCGCUGCAGAUUCGCCAUACACUGCUGGUGCACCAACCUUCUCCAGAAAUCCCCGUGACUGGCGGCUUGGGAAAGGUUUCUGGGGGGCCCCUGCUCGGGGCCCCCCGUCCGACACAGGAGGCACCACCGCACGAGCCAACGAAGCCGAAGUUUUACUGGAGGGCCCCCCGAAGCGCGUGGACCCUCGCAAACCCGUUGUCGGCCUGUUGCCUCGAGGGGCCCCCCAGCAGCAGCAGUGGCUGCCACUUGCCGCUCCCCCAAUGGGCAAUGCAGGGGGCCCCCUGAGGACCCUGCGCCGUCUGCUGCUGCGGCUGCUGCACCCGCGCCAGCAGCGGCAACGGCGGCAAGCCGCAGCUGCUGCGGCAACGCUUGCUGCGUUGGAGCACCUGCCCAGCAGCAGUGACGCUGGAGAGGGGCGCACUCCUGGGAAGGCGCAAUCGUUCCCGAAGUGGCGACCCCGUCAGGGGCUUAUGGGGCCUCCCGCUAGCGGGUUCUCGCUGGCGUUUGUACAGCCCGACGAGCCUUUCGUCAAGAGUGCCCAAGGGGGGCCCCUGAUGUUUACGGAGGGGCCCUGGGGCCUCGCGAGCGACGUGCUGCUGCUGGCUGGCCGCGGGUGCUCCUUCUGGGCAUAUGACAUGUUCGCUGCUCCUCAGCAGCAGCAGGUGGCGCUCCAGCUGCUGUCAAAACUGCCAGACCGACGCAGCAGACUGCAGCGCCUGCGCAGCCGCCACAGCGGCGGCAAGCAGCAGCACCUCCUAGAUGCGUGGGGCUUCCCGCAGUGGCCUGCUUACGCCAUUCUUGCACACAUUCACAAGGUUCUCAACACCCACAGAGAAGCUCUCUUAAAAGGCCCCCAAAGGCAACUUAGGGGCCCCCGAGGCGUGGAGGCCUUCGACUUUGGAGAUGUGCUCAUCGCGUGCAGCCACCGUGAGAUUGGCCAGCUCGCACAUGCUCUUCAUUGGAAAUGCAGCCAAGCAGGAGACAAAGCAGCAUGCGCAGCAAGAGAUCGACAUCGUGGCGGCGACGGACGCCGCGGCAUUCUGGGGGAGGGCCCUGCCUUCUGCCUGUCUCCCUCCGCUGCUGCUGCGGCGGAGACAGCAGGGGCAAAGACACCAUCGGCAGACGCAGUAGCGGCGCUCCUGCUGGCUGGAUUGCCCGUGCUCACGGAGCCACAGUGGCUAACGCACGGCAAGACAAAUGUUGUGUGGUGA